This is a messenger RNA of Penicillium cataractarum, 3252 nucleotides long. RefSeq lists its product as uncharacterized. The coding region runs from base 1 to 3252 and encodes 1083 amino acids. The transcript is spliced from 7 exons. NCBI's taxonomy places the organism in Eukaryota, Fungi, Ascomycota, Eurotiomycetes, Eurotiales, Aspergillaceae. The record is from RefSeq and is a predicted model, not a curated record.
AUGGAGCCAGAUUCAACCAAUUCGUCAUCGGAAGCUGUCUCCCCUCACUUCCCUGCUCCAAAGCGAACCCUACCUCUGCCCGAGGGCCAGCCGAACAGAAAGAAACCAGUGCUCAUGCAGCGUCCCCAAAGUUCUGGCAUCGACGUGACAGGCUUCUCAUUUGCUAGACCAGCAAAUCAACCUAAGGGAUUUACCCUAAAGCCUAUUCCUCGAUUAGCUCAUCAUGGUCAUGCUUCCAUUGAGGAAGUGAGUGCGGCGGAUUCGCAGAAGCAUACGAGACGAGAGAAGCAAAUUCCAUCCAAGUCAAUUGCCGAGCCGGGGCAGCAGAGUCUUGAGCAAUACCUGGAAGAACGUACUCCAUGUCCACAGCCCAAAGAUCACACAGAGCUCGCAAAGGUCUCUCGCAAGGGUUCAAACAUGCCGAGCGCUGAGAUCGCAAGCGCAGGCAAUCCGAGAAAUGCCAAUUUGGCGAAUGAACAGGUCGUCAUAGACCUGGAGCCGGAAAGUGGCACUGCCCUGACCACGCGGGCAAUUGCUAACAGCAGUAUCCCGUCAAAGAACACUGCUCCCCGAGCCACCGUAUCUCGCUCUGCUCAAGAUCGGGUCCGAAAAGUAUCGGCAACUCAGAACCCUCCGUUGCCACGAGGCCCCGCACGAUCUAAGGAUAACCUCCGAGUUUCCAAGCCUCGUCGCGAGAACCGCAAGUCUGCUCUCACCCGACAGCAGAGAUCAAUGUCUAGCAACAGAUCAGGCCUUCAUCAACUCACAGAAGAUACCUUGUUCGAGAUUCUCAUUGGUAGGAUCAGACAGCGCGAGGAGAAUGAGAUUGCGGCUGCCAAUAUCCAGCGUCGAGUUGAAGCACAAAAUUCUAACUUGAAAGAGGCAAACGAUGAUCUCCACCACCAACUUGAGGCGAGUCGCACGCAGUUGCAGAGAAAAGAGGCGGAGAUCAAAAAGCACCAAGCUCGACUGGAAGACUGGAAGGUGAAAAUUCGCAAGUUCAAACAGGUUGUUGAUGAAUUAGGGCAUGAUCAUGAUGUCCUCAAAGAGGAUAAUGACAGGUUCAAGGUCACUACUGCAAGUUUGGAAAAGGAGAAAAAUGACCUCUUCCAAGCUGUUGAGGACACCAAGCUCCAGAUCUCUCGAGCGGAGGGGGCGGCAGAUGAGCAGCGCAAGGAGCUCGCCGAGAAAGAAAAACGCAUUGCUCUGCUACAGCAAGCUUUGGCCGCGGCUGAAGACCAAGAAGAGUGCACUAAAGCAGAGCUUAUCAGCGAGCGCAAUCGCAGUACCACGCUGGAGUCUUAUAUCCAGAACCACGCGCUGACCCAAGCAAAGCAAAUUGGUCUGAUCCGAGACGAUCAGGCAAAGCUCAUGCAAGAUCUCCAUACUGGACUGGAUUCGAUUUCCUACAAUGCAGCCACUUUCAAAACCGACAUUCCGUCAGAAGUCAAAGCAGCUCUCGAUCAGUGUCAUGCUUCCAUCCAGACCUUGAGUGAAAAGUGCUCCACCGAAAAUCUGCAGAUUCAAGCAUUCACAGCUAGCACCCGAGAUGUGGUCUCCCAGAUCGACAACCUAGCAACAAAGCUCACAGAGAAUGUCGAGACUAGCAACAGGGUCAAUGUCGGCAUGUCUAAAAGCGUCGAAGACAGCUUAUACUCGAUCGAGUCGCAUCUUGGCCCCAAUUCCACGUUGUCUCAACGGCUUGCUGACUGUGACACCUCAUACGGAUGGCUAAAAGACAAGCUUAGGGCUGUUGAGCCGACAUUGGCCAAUCUCGGUGCCUCUGUGGAGAUCAUGUUAACUUCUGGGAGCAAUCUUGUUCGACAAUUUGGAGACUUUGGCAAAAGGCUAGAGGAGGCGCAAAUUCCAAAAGACAAUCCGGAGCUGGACAGACAAUUGGCAGAGAAGUUUGCUGAAAAUACGCAGCUCCAACUCGGAGUCCAGAAAUUAUCCUCGGAAGUUGACAGUCUUAGGGAGUUUGCAAGCGCAAAGGACGCAACGAUUGAACAUCUGCAACAAUCCCUAUCAGACGCAAAGCAAAAGCAAAAGGCCUCUGAGGAUCGAAAUCAAGUAUUGGCAAUCGAGAAGACAGCUCUGAAAGGGGAAAUGGAGUUGAGAGAUCAGAGCGUUCGUCACGAAUUGGCUAUCGAGCAUGGCAUCUCCCAAAACCAGAUGAAGGCCCAGUAUGAGCAACGGUUGCAGGCUCUUCACGCAGAAAAGAAUGAGCUUGAAAAGGGUGCUGAUAUUGUAAUGACUCAGCUGAGUGGUGUUCAGGGUGCUUUGGUCGAGGCAAAGCGAUUAGUGGAUGAUCAGAGAACACUGCGCGAAUCAAUGGCCCAAGAGACAGAGCAACGGAUUCAACAGCUCACACAAUCUUGCUCCGAGCACAUGGCUCGAGUGGACGCUCAGACUCUUGAAAUCCAGAAAUACCAAGAAGCCGAAGCAGCUUCGUGUCUGGAAAGAAAUGACCUGCAAGAACAACUCCGGCAGGCCCAGGAAAAAGUCCACGAGCUCGAGCAGACAUUUGUCAUCCCAGCUGUGGAAGAAGAAGGUCCUCGAGUACCGCCGACCAACAUUGUUCCCUUUUCGACUUUUGAAACCCGGCUUUCGCCAUUGCGAGCUACCUCGCCCUAUGGAGACCCAGCGGACUUUGCCAUGCUCUUCAUGUCAGAUGAGCUUUUGCUCUCAACCCCACAUCACAAGAUCAAAGAGGACAAGGAAUCCCCAAGCCGCCAAGAGGAUGUCGUUGAAGACAGCCAGAAGGCGGUCGAUGUCCCUGAUCCUACAAAGGUGUUUGAUAUUCCUCGGGACAUGGACCCGCCCCCAUCGCGAGCCAACAUGAAGCGCAAAGCAGUCAAUUUUGCGGCACAUCGAACAGAUAAUACGGGGAGUAAGAAGAAAGAUGUUGCCAUCACUCGUAUUCCUUCCACUGAGAUCCAGGGCUCGGCACAAGCGGAGAAAGAAACGGAGGAGCAACCUGCUACGGUCACAAAGCACAUCAACAAAUGGACUUACAGUCGGGUUCAUGCUUCGGGGAUCGAGGUCCAGCAGGAACAACCAACACAACCAACACGACCUACACAACCUACAGUGUCCACUCGUGCCACCAAGGGAGUGCAACGAGCCAGCCCAAAGGGUCUGGUCUCUGCCAGUAGCGCCAGCGAACCGGGUGGUCGGUCCAAUACUCGUGGUCGUGGCAAGCGGCGUUCGCGAGGAGACCGCUAUAAUGCCCGAUCUAGCCAGGAAGGCUAA